Messenger RNA from Neoarthrinium moseri, 987 nucleotides. RefSeq lists its product as uncharacterized. Gene Ontology annotation, molecular function: nickel cation binding. The coding region runs from base 1 to 987 and encodes 328 amino acids. The record is from RefSeq and is a predicted model, not a curated record. The transcript has a single exon. Lineage: Eukaryota; Fungi; Ascomycota; Sordariomycetes; Amphisphaeriales; Apiosporaceae.
AUGAAGUCGCCCUUCCCAAAGUCCACGUCCUCGCCCGGAGAGGGCCGUAUUGUGGUCAAAUCGUCACCCAAUAGAGUGUCUGCUCUGGAGAGCAUCACGUAUCAGUACCCUUUGAAGCUGAUCUCUCCAUCGUUCAAGCAUGAUCAGAAGAGUGUCCUGGUUUUCCUCCUAUCGUACGGCGGUGGUCUGGUCGGUGGAGACCAGGUCAACCUUGCUAUCGACUUGCAGCCAGACGCAAGACUGAGCAUUGUGACCCAAGGGCACACCAAGGUCUUCAAACCAACUUCUCCAAAUAUAGUUACCAGACAGACCCUGCAAGUCGAGAUCCUCGAUGGGGCUGGCCUGUGUCUCUUGCCAGAUCCCGUGCAGCCUUUUGAGGCUAGCAAUUAUGAGCAGACCCAGAUAUUCAAGCUCACCGGCGGCGCCUCUCUCUGUUUGCUAGAUUGGGUGACCCAUGGUCGGUCCGCGCGAGGAGAGAACUGGGACUUGCUUCGAUGGGUCGGCCGCAACGAGAUCUGGAUGUCGAACAAGACCAACGAGUCUAAGGACAGGCUUCUCGUGAGGGAUACAGUCAUCCUCGAUACCACACCUCAAGCAGCCCCUUCAGCACCGCUGCGAGAUACAAUGCAUGGUAAUGCCAUCUUUGGCACCUUGCUCUUGCGUGGGCCAUUGACAAAAUCCUUGGGCGAGUUCUUCCUUUCGGAGUUUGCUGCGCUACCCAGACUGGGUGCGAGAGAUUUCCGCACGGCAAAGGAGAAAGCAGCAGAAGAGUCAGGCUCCCCAUUGGACAGAUGGCGGGUUUCCAGGCUUGCUCAAGAAUCCUUGGACAACGUGCUUUGGUCUGCUGCCCGUGUCAGGGGCUGCGUGGUGGUCAAGUUUGGAGCCUCGACGGUCGAGGCUGGUAGGAAUUGGAUUGGAUCCAUGCUCAUUCAGGAAGGAAGUACGGCCGCCAACUUUGGGGAGGAUGCCCUCAUGUGCGUCCGCUAA